Messenger RNA from Petromyzon marinus (sea lamprey), 2374 nucleotides. It is a transcript of the gene WDR13, whose product is annotated as WD repeat domain 13. NCBI's taxonomy places the organism in Eukaryota, Metazoa, Chordata, Hyperoartia, Petromyzontiformes, Petromyzontidae. The record is from RefSeq and is a predicted model, not a curated record. Gene Ontology annotation, cellular component: nucleus. Gene Ontology annotation, molecular function: promoter-specific chromatin binding; protein binding.
UUUGACCACGUGUCACCAGUGACGUCGCCUCACCGGGUUGGGCCUUCUCGAAGCGGGCCGUUGCCUAAUCGCGGUAAAGUCAACCGCGGGUGUCGUUCACCUCGCGUCGUUCACCUCUCGGCGUCGUUCACCUCUCGGCGACGUACACCUCGCCUGCUCUUCACAAAGCAGACGCGACACUCGGACCAAGGCCCCCACCCGAGCGCUAAGCGGCGGUCUCUGGGCUGAACAAACUUCACCAUGGCUUCCGUUUGGCAGCAAGUGCUUGCAGUGGAUGCCAGGUACAAUGCUUACCGCACGCCAAACAACCCGCAGUUCCGCACGCAGUACAUCCGGCGACGGAGCCAGCUGCUGCGGGAGAACGCCAAGGCUGGGCACGACCCAUCGGUCCGCAAGCAGUACCUGCGCCUGCGGUGUCAGAUGCUGUCGCAGCGCUACGGACCACUCUCGGAGCAGAGCAGCUUCCGCGCGUACAGCAACAGCAUCCGCAGCAGCCGCACGACGCUCGACCGAAUGGAGGACUUUGAAGAUGGCUCAUACGACCAGCGUGGCCAGGGCUCACGUGGGCACAGACGCUCAAUGAGCCGCAGCUCCUACCAAUACCAAGCCCAGCUCAACCGCGCCAUUGAAGACAGGAGCACUGUGGGUGUGGUGCCAACAUCUGUGGCAGAGGCAAGCAGAGCCAUGGCUGGUGACACCUCCUUGGAAGAAAACUACGCUUUUGCGGGAAUGUUUCACGUCUUCGAUCAGCACACUGAUGCUGUGCCCAAGGUACAGUUUGCGAAUGACGACAAGACGCGUUUUGCAGCGUGCUCGCUGGACGGCACGGUGUCCGUGUGCGUGCUGGUGCCCGCGCCGGCCAUGGUGUGUGCGCUGCGCGGGCACACGCGCGCCGUCACCGACUUCGCGUGGUCACUCUCCAACGACCUGAUGGUGUCCACGUCUCUCGACGGCGCCCUGCGGCUCUGGGACACGGCAGAUGGGCGCUGCCUGCGCCAGGUGCCCGACCCGGAUGGCUCCGAGCUUCUGUGCUGCACCUUCCAGCCGAUGAACAACAACCUCAUUGUGGUGGGGAAUAGCAAGCACAACGUGCAUGUGGUGAACAUCUCGACGGGCAAACGGGUGAAGGGUGGAACGAGCAAGCUGACGGGGCGUGUGCUGGCAUUGUCCUUUGACUCACCUGGCCGUAUCCUCUGGGCUGGGGAUGAGCGAGGCAGCAUUUUCUCUUUUCUCUUCGACAUGACCACAGGCAGGCUCACCAAGGCCAAGCGUAUGGUGGUGAACGAAGGCAGUGCCAUCACCAGCAUAUCGGCGCGCUCAUGGAUCAGUCGCGAGGCACGUGACCCCUCGCUGCUUGUCAACGCCUGUGUCAACAUGCUGCUUCUGUACCGGGUCCUGGAUAAUGAAGGAGCACUACAGCUGAAGAAAACCUUCCCCAUCCAGCAGAAAACACACCACAUUCACAGCAUCUUCUGCCCACUCAUGUCUUUCCGCCAAGGAGCUUGUGUCGUGUCGGGCAGCGAGGACCUGUGCGUGUACUUCUUCGACGUGGAGCGGAGCAGCAAGCCGGUCGUCAACAAGCUGCAGGGUCACUGCGCGCCCGUGCUCGAUGUCAGCUUCAACUGCGACGAAAGCCUGCUGGCCUCCAGCGACGCGCAGGGCAUGAUCAUCAUUUGGAAGCGCGAGCCAAAGUACAAGACGGCCCUUGGCUGACGCCAGCAAUCUGUGCCGGCCGCUGCUUAUGACCGGGUUUCGAAAUGGGAUGACUGGCUGCUCUUGUGAACAGCAUUGAGUAUUAAAAACGCUUACCGCAGCAUGGUGGUCGAGCCACAAUCGAUUGGUGGGGCUCAUGUCGUGGAGGUCAAGUGUGCGUGUAUUCCCAUGUCUUUUAAGACGUCUGGUCAGUGCAGAAGGGUAACAUCCAAUACCCUUGAGAGGGACUCGUGAGGUCCUCUCCUGGAGGCCCUUCUACCAGCAGUGGCAUGAGCAGGGCUGUACCUUUACUUUCUUAAACCUUUCAGUGGGUCCAAUUACCAUUGUAGCAGAAAGACAAUUGGGAUUUCCCCCCCCCCCCCCCCCCCAUAAAAAAGGGGUUUAAAGAACUCGUGUAAAUAUUGCAAACACUAAAGGGGAUUUGUUGGGGUACAUUUGCUGUGAUGCUAUUGCAAAUGUCCAAUAUGGUCCAGUGAGGUACAAUGAGGGGAGUGCAUUAUCAGUAUCUGUAGCUAUUCUUAUGACCAUACGUUGUAAUAUCAACAUUUCUGAAAUGUUCCUUGUAAAUGUCAAUGUGCAAAUGCAGAUCUAAACUAUUAAUAUAUGCCUCAUGUACAAUGAAUCUGUGUCAACGUAUAUGAAUAAAAACAUUUCAAAAGUA